Molecule: messenger RNA, 507 nt
Organism: Neomonachus schauinslandi (Hawaiian monk seal)
Lineage: Eukaryota; Metazoa; Chordata; Mammalia; Carnivora; Phocidae
Product: sperm mitochondrial-associated cysteine-rich protein-like
Exons: 1
Coding region: 1-498 (165 amino acids)
Source: RefSeq, a predicted model, not a curated record
AUGGACUUCUCUCUCGGCCUACGCUUGGGGCCUCGGAACAAGAAGGCUACCCACCAACAGCCCCCUCCACCCUCUGGGCACGGCCCACCAGCUGCCUCUCCUUGUCUGUCCUGUCCCCCCUCCGCCUGUUUUUGCCCCUGCCCUAGCUGUCCUCCUCCCACCUGCUCCUGCACUGCGUAUCCCUCUUAUGCAGCCACCUGCCCCUCCUGUCCCGGCCUCCCUGGCCCACCCUGUACCUGCCCCUGCCCUCCCUGCCCUGCCUGCCCGCCCUUGACUUGUCCCCACAGCUGCUGCAUCCCAUGCACUGGUCCACACUUGACCUGCUGCCAUCCCUCAUCUUGCCCGAUUUCCCCUUGCUCCAAAGGCCGAGCUGCCUGUCCAAGUUCCUGCUUGGACGGCAGCAACAGCUGUGGCUGUGGCCGAGGGGCUCCUCCAGGCUCCACUGGCCGCUGCUUCAGGGGACAACGCCCCUCUCAGAGGCACUGUCUGAUAGUCUAGCUGGGCUGU